Messenger RNA from Amaranthus tricolor (Joseph's coat), 591 nucleotides. Its product is annotated as protein FAR1-RELATED SEQUENCE 9-like. The transcript has a single exon. Gene Ontology annotation, molecular function: zinc ion binding. The record is from RefSeq and is a predicted model, not a curated record. NCBI's taxonomy places the organism in Eukaryota, Viridiplantae, Streptophyta, Magnoliopsida, Caryophyllales, Amaranthaceae. Gene Ontology annotation, biological process: regulation of DNA-templated transcription. Bases 1 to 591 code for a protein of 196 amino acids.
AUGACACUUGUUGAAUUUUAUAUGAGUUAUGAAAGUGCAAUGGAUGCACAGAGGUACAAACAAGAUAAGCUCAAUGUUGAAUCACUUCACACAAAUCCACAAUAUAAAACACCAUUGCCGAUUGAAAAACAUGCCGGUGAAGUCUAUACUAGAAAUUUUUUUUUUCUUUUUCAAUAUGAAGUUUAUAAGUCUUGUUUCAAAACUUAUAUUCCAAAUAUUGAAAAGAUUGAAAGUGUGGAAAGUAUAGCUGUUUUGGACUCAACGGUAAGUAAGAUGUACCAGGUGAAAUUUAUUCUGGGAAGUUCAAUUGACGAGUUGAAGGUAGAUUGUGAUUGCAAGUUAUUUAAACGGAUAGGAAUAUUAUGUUCCCAUGCGAUUUGUAUUAUGAGUGCAAGACAAAUAACACAAAUACCAAAGCAAUAUGUUUUAGAUCGUUGGACGAAGCUAGCAUUAAAGAAGCCUAUUUUUGAUUUGCAUGGGAAUCUGAUUGAAGAGAGCAAAAAGUGUGACAACAUGGGGAAGUUGUUGGGGGAUGUUUGGUGUGAAAAUUUCAAUUAUGUAGGUUUAGCUCAAAGGAGUGAGAGUGAUUAA